Eimeria maxima is the source of this 2724-nucleotide messenger RNA. RefSeq lists its product as hypothetical. The transcript has 5 exons. Gene Ontology annotation, biological process: positive regulation of DNA-templated transcription. Gene Ontology annotation, cellular component: SWI/SNF complex. The record is from RefSeq and is a predicted model, not a curated record. The annotation marks the transcript as partial. Lineage: Eukaryota; Apicomplexa; Conoidasida; Eucoccidiorida; Eimeriidae.
GUAUUAGAUGUAGUGUCUCCUUCUAUUGUAUUUGAUCCAUCAGAUACAUCAUGGGUCUCCUCUUUCUCUGGUGCUCGUCAUUGUCUCUGCAGCAUGCAUGCAUCACGUUCUUUUCUUUUUAUACCUACUGUUGCUGCUGGUCUUUAUGUCUUGCUGCUGCGUUAUCUUCAUCGUCAAUUUGAUGCUUUUUGCUCAUUGGCGGAUUCCCUGUCUCUAUCUGAGGAGGGAGGAGGAGACACCAGCAGCAGCAGCAGCAGCAGCAGCAGUAGUAGUAGUAGUAGUAGUAGUAAUAGUAUCGGUGUUGGUGAUAUAACAGGAGCAACAGCAGGAACAGGAGCAGCAGCAGCAGCAGCAGCAGCAGCAGCAGCAGCAGCACCAGGAGAAGAAGAAGAAAUGUGGAGACACAUAAAUAUAGUCAUGGGACGAUCCCCCGAUCCCCAUCCUGACGCUGUCGCCUCCCGUCUCCGUCUAUGGAUAGCAGCAAAUAAACAGGGACUUGCUGCACCUCCUGCAGGUGCAGCAGCAGCUGCUGCUGCUGCUGCUGCAGCAGCUGCUGCUGCUGAUGGGGAUGAAAUAGACAUCCAACAGCAGCAACAGCAGCUGCAACAACAACAUGGCGAUGGUGGCAGCAGCACAACCACCAAACAGAGCAGCAGCAUCAGCAGCAGGCCAAGCAGCAGCAGCAGCAGCAGCAGCAUUAGAUCUCGUGGUAUGAAUUGGGGUAAACGUGUAGGUAGUCUCCUUAGUAAGCCAUGGGGACGAUCCCAUGGGAGACGAGUUGUUGGGAUCGGUGUGGGGUAUCGUCGGGGAUCGGGGAUCGAUCCCAGCUGGCCUCUAUUACAAGAUAUUGUCUCUUAUAUAAGGAGACACUUUUUUGUCUCCUCUUCUUGCCGUCUCCCUAUUGAUGAUGAAUUGUGUCUCCUUCGUCUCUUCUCUAGUCACCAUCCUUCCCUUACAGAUAUUAUUAAUAGACAAGCUGUACUAGAGGCUAUGCUGUCUCCUUCUCCCUCUCCUUCUCCCUCCUCCUCCUCUCCUCCUCCUCCUCCUCCUCCUCCUCCCUCAACAGCAACAACAGCAACAACAGCAACAACAGCAACAACAGGAGGAAGAGGAGGAAGAGGAGGAGGAGGAGGAGGAGGAGGAGAGGAUAGGAAUAUAUAUCUAGAUGGGGGACAAUAUGUAUCUGUUAUGGAGACAGCUGCUGCUCUUGCUGCUGCUGCUGCUGCUCCUAGCAGCAGCAGUGGGGGGAAGACACAGCAACAGCUGCAGCAAGAAGCAAAAGAAGCAGCAGCAGCAGUAGCAAGAGAGGUUGUUGUUGGUCCCGAUCUUCUUGCUGCUCUAAUAAAAAAACCUUUAGAGACAGUUGUAGGCAGCAAUCUAAUUUGCUUCGAUGCUGCUGCUGCUGCUGCUGCUGCUGCAGCAGCAGAGACACCAGACAACUGUCUCCCUUUUGAUCUGUCUCUUGAUCCUGUCUCCAAGACAACAAUAGGCAAAAGGACAAUCGAUAGACUAAAGAAAGAAGUCGUGGUUAAUGCUAAAAAGCAGCAAGAAUCGUCACGACGUUUGUGUCUCUCUGGAUUCUGUCGUGAGGAGAUACCUUCCUUGCUGCUGUCUCCUGCUGCUCUUGCUGCUCGUGUCUCCGAUCUUGCUGCGCUGCGGCAGCGGCUGCUGCAAGGCUUCUUACAGGACGGCAGAUUAACAGAGAAGGGAGUAAGACUGUUGCAUGCAUUAGUCUCUCAUGUAGAGGGACUAGAUGACCCUAUUGACCCCAGCAGCAUCAGCAGCAGCAGCAGCAGCAGCAACGAUCAGCAGAAGCAGCAGCAGCAGGAGUGGGGGCAGCAAGAAGCAAAGGAAUUGCUGCUUGCUGCUAUGGAUAAACAAGAAGAGAUAGAGAAGAAUAAACUAAAUCCUUGGAGACUCCGCUGCAUGCAAUGGGCGCAUGCACUAGGGAGAGCAGCAGGAAUAGAGACAACUGUCUCCUUUGAGUCCUUAGUGUCUCUUUCUAUGUCAGCGCAUGCAGAGGAAAUCUUAUUACUCAUUAAUCCUUUCCUUACACCAAAGAUGGUGUUGGAUAUAUUUAGCUUAGUAGGCGCAAUAAUGUUAGCAGUAAAUCGUCGUGCACAGAUCUGCUGGUGUCUCCAAGGGACACUUGAGCUAAUGCAGCUCCUUAAGACUUUCUCUACACAAGCAAGAGCAGCAGCUAUACAAGAUAGGCAGCAGCAGCAGCAACUGCAGCAGCAGCAGCAGCAGCAGCAGCAACAGCAACAGCAGCAGCAACACAGGAUGCUCCCAGAAGGAUUAGAUGCAGUUGGAGGGGCAACACCACAAGGCGGUUCAACAACUUUCUCAACAGCAGCAGCAGGAACACCAACAGCAGGAGCAGCAGCAGCAGCAGGAGCAGCAGCAGCAGCAGCAGCAGGAGGAGUAGUAGUAGGCCCUGCAGUAAAGAGACUGUUAGGUCAGGCUGUUGCUGCUCUGCACAUGAAGGCCCAAGCAGUAGCUGAGCUUGUUAGUAGCGGUCGUCAUUUUAUGCACGAACUGUCUCCUUCUGCAGCAGCAGCAGCAGCAGCAGCAGCUACAUCUCCUGCUUCUAUUACUAUUGAUGAAGGGAAUAAACGUACAACUGCAACAACAACAACAACAACAGCAGCUGGUACUUUUGCUGCAGCAGCAUCCCCACCGGGAGCCAAGUGCUGCUGCUGCAGCAAUUUAGAGACAGUGUAA